AUGAGGGAGAUCAUUAGCAUUCACAUCGGCCAAGCAGGGAUCCAAGUGGGAAAUUCUUGCUGGGAACUGUACUGCUUGGAGCAUGGAAUCCAGCCUGAUGGCCUCAUGCCCAGUGAUUCGACAGUGGGAUCUUCCCAUGAUGCAUUCAACACAUUCUUCAGUGAGACAAGCUCAGGAAAGCAUGUACCAAGAGCUAUUUUCCUAGAUCUCGAGCCUACCGUCAUCGAUGAGGUCAGAACCGGAACUUAUCGGCAAUUGUUUCAUCCUGAGCAGCUUAUCUCAGGGAAAGAAGAUGCUGCUAAUAAUUUUGCAAGAGGGCAUUACACUGUUGGGAAGGAGAUCGUGGAUCUGUGCUUGGAUCGAGUGAGGAAGUUGGCGGAUAAUUGUACUGGGUUGCAGGGAUUUAUGGUUUUUAAUGCUGUUGGAGGUGGAACUGGAUCUGGGCUGGGGUCGCUUUUGCUUGAGAGAUUGUCUGUCGAUUAUGGGAAGAAGUCGAAGCUUGGGUUUACCAUUUAUCCCUCUCCUCAGGUUUCUACAGCAGUUGUGGAGCCUUACAACAGCGUUCUCUCCACUCAUUCCUUACUUGAACACACAGAUGUCGCAGUUCUCCUCGACAACGAAGCCAUCUACGACAUCUGCAGGAAAUCCCUAGACAUCGAGAGACCAACAUACACAAACCUUAACCGUUUAAUUUCCCAAGUCAUAUCCUCUCUCACUACUUCUCUAAGAUUUGAUGGAGCCAUCAAUGUCGAUGUCACAGAAUUCCAAACAAAUCUCGUACCUUAUCCAAGAAUCCAUUUCAUGCUCUCUUCAUAUGCACCUGUGAUUUCUGCGGAGAAAGCUUAUCAUGAGCAGCUCUCUGUGCCUGAGAUCACUAGUGCUGUUUUUGAGCCGGCUAGUAUGAUGGCUAAGUGUGAUCCUAGGCAUGGGAAGUACAUGGCUUGUUGCUUGAUGUAUCGGGGUGAUGUUGUGCCUAAGGAUGUUAAUGCUGCGGUGGCGACGAUUAAGACGAAGAGGACGAUCCAAUUUGUCGAUUGGUGUCCCACUGGUUUCAAGUGUGGAAUCAACUACCAACCACCAACAGUUGUCCCAGGUGGCGAUCUAGCCAAGGUCCAACGCGCAGUUUGCAUGAUAAGCAACAACACGGCGGUGGCUGAGGUCUUCUCGCGAAUCGACCACAAGUUCGAUCUCAUGUACGCCAAGCGAGCUUUCGUUCACUGGUACGUCGGCGAAGGAAUGGAGGAAGGAGAGUUCUCAGAGGCUCGAGAGGAUCUCGCGGCCCUUGAGAAGGAUUACGAGGAGGUCGGAGCCGAAGGAGCAGAGGAUGAUGGUGAUGAGGGAGAGGAUUACUGAGGUUGGAGUUGUUGUCGGUUCAUGGUUAGUAUUGAGGUUACGAUGCUGGUUGUUGUAUAUCAUCUGCUCUCGGUAUGGAUUUUUAUGUAGUGUUGUGUCUCGUUGAAAUGUAUUUUUAUUUCCUAAUGUUGGUACUACUUUGUAUUCAGCUUUUAAUUGAGAAGAUUAUUGAGUUUCUUCGGAAUUUUUAUAAGUGCAAAUUGUUUCUUCUGUGUA
Molecule: messenger RNA, 1569 nt
Organism: Asparagus officinalis (garden asparagus)
Lineage: Eukaryota; Viridiplantae; Streptophyta; Magnoliopsida; Asparagales; Asparagaceae
Product: tubulin alpha-3 chain-like
Exons: 5
Coding region: 1-1353 (450 amino acids)
Biological process (GO): microtubule cytoskeleton organization; mitotic cell cycle
Cellular component (GO): microtubule; cytoplasm
Molecular function (GO): structural constituent of cytoskeleton; GTP binding
Source: RefSeq, a predicted model, not a curated record